CAAAUUAGUAAGAUGGCUACUUCCGUAAACAAAGUUGAUGUUUCUGAUUUUCUACUUGAAGAGUACAAGGCCUGCAUGUUGUGUAAUGCAUUCUAUGGGCCAAACUUUGGACAGCCUGUCUGCAGCUCAUGCCACUAUUUUAUUUACCCAGAAGAUGUCAACAUCCCAGAAGACAACUGUUUUCUAAUGCAGAAGACAGACUCGGGAGAUUCCGGGAAUGAAGAACCGAAAGGCGAGGAAGAUUUUUAUGAGUCUGAAGAAAAGCGUAAUUUGGGGAGCCAGCCAAGCCACUAUGCAAGUAGCCCAAAAACGGACAAAUUAGUUGACAGAAUAAAAUCCCUCACUGUUUAUCAAGAGCAGAACAAAUGUAAUGUUCCAGAUGGACUGGUUGAUUCAAUACCACCAGAAGUAUUGCUGAGUGUAUUUAAAUACCUUGAUGACAUCUCGCUGUGGACUGCAGGAAAUGUAUGCUCCCGAUGGCGUCAACUCCUUAGUGGAGAAACAACAGAUGAAAAGUGGCAGCAUUUUAUAAGUCUCCGAUGGCCACUGUUUCGCCCCUUUUAUAAAGUGACUUCAUGGAAAAGUGUCUAUACAAAAUUACUAGAGAGUGCCCCUUGUCGCCACUGUCUAGAAAGCAUGAUGCUUCAGAGCACUCCACCUAUUGAGGAAAACUCUUGGAGACAUCGUAGACUGCGUAGUGAGCUGAAAACAUUAAAGACUGACCCCCCUGAAGGCAUUCAAGCCACCCCACUGGAUCGGCAUUGUUGCCAUUGGCAGGCUUCAAUUACUGGCCCUGAGGGUAGUGCAUACCAGGGUGGGCUUUUCUAUCUAUACCUUCAAAUACCACACAGUUAUCCAAUGCGCCCUCCUGUUGUGAGAUUCCUAACUAAGAUCUUUCAUCCAAAUGUCAGUCGUCAUGGAGACAUUGGGCUAGACUCUAUUUACCAUAAUUGGAGCCUGGCUCUGACUAUAUCCAAGGUGCUAAUCAGUGUGCAGUCUCUUUUAACAGACCCUUAUUGUAAUGUGUGUAUGGAGUCUUCGGUGGCAAGGCUGUACAAGGAGGAUUAUAAGGAAUAUUCUAGAAUCGCCAGAUUGUGGACAUGGAAAUAUGCAAUGCAUGAUUUUAUUAGACCUCAUCAUGUAACGUUAACAGGAAGUUGAAUGGAUGAUGGGAAAUUGAAUAUACAUAUGCGAGAUUGUGGACACUGAAAUAUGCAAUGCAUGAUUUUAAUGCAUGCAUGAUGCAUGACAUCAAGUUACGUUCACGAGAAGCUUAGAGGAUGAUGGGAAAUCGAAUACAGUAUUGAGUGUUUGAAUCUCAAGGGCAUACAGUUAAACCUUGCAUAUGCAGUUGAAAUGAAGUUCUACUUUUUGAGAAAACUUGAGUGAGAGUUCUCAUUUACCUUAUACCUUACAUUGUGAUAUCAUAUUGAGGAAUAAAUGAAUAUUCAAUCAUGAC
This is a messenger RNA of Owenia fusiformis, 1459 nucleotides long. Lineage: Eukaryota; Metazoa; Annelida; Polychaeta; Sabellida; Oweniidae. The record is from the annotation of a GenBank genome assembly.